CAGUAGGGGGGGGGGGAAGAGAAAAAGAAAAUUCUUAUGGAAAUUUCUUUCUUUUGAAAUUCAGUUGAUAUUUAACGUUCUUCGAGUUUAAAGCAUCUUGCAUACGUUGACACUUUUUCAAGUCGAAAAAGUUGUUAAUUGGUCCAAUAAUUCUCAAAUUCUCAGGCCAAUUGACAAACAAUAAUGGAAAAGAACGCUUAUCCUUUGAUUGAAAAGCGAGAAAAUGGAACGCAAAAGAGAAGUGGUGAUGAUGAAGAAAGGGGAAGGACUGAAGAAUUUGAUCCUUUCGCAAAUCGUGACGAGAAAACUUCAACGACGGAUUGUGAUACACUGAUGCAUUUAUUAAAAGCAUGCUUGGGAUCUGGAAUUUUAUCAAUGCCCGAUGCAUUCAAAAAUGCAGGAUUUCUUAUUGGUUUAAUAUCAACUUUUCUUGUCGCUUUCAUUUGUACACAUUGUUCAUAUAUUCUUGUGAAAUGUGCACAUGUUUUAUACUAUAGAUGUGAAAAAAAACAAAUGUCUUUCGCGGAAGUUGCGGAAAAUGCAUUUUCUACUGGUCCACAAUGGGGAAGAAAAUUUUCCAAACCCUUUGGAUAUUUAAUUAAAUUUUGUCUCUUCAUAACAUAUUUUGGAGCAGUGAGCGUUUAUUCAGUGAUUAUUGCCGAAAAUAUAAAACAAGUAUUAAAUUAUCAUUUCGAAACAGAUAUUGAAGUACGAGUUUUAAUAGCAUGUUUAUUAAUUCCAUUGAUUUUAAUUUGUUGGAUACCAAAUUUAAAAUAUCUUGCUCCAUUUUCCAUGGUAGCAAAUGGUUUUAUGGGAAUAAGUUUGGCAAUUACAUUUUAUUAUUUAAUCAAAAAUUUCCGUCCAUUAAGCGAAGUUCCAAUGAUAGCGCCAAUAGGAAAUUUUCCAAAUUUUGUCAGCAUCACUAUUUUUGCAAUUGAAGCUAUAGGUGUGAUAAUGCCAUUGGAGAAUAAAAUGAAAAAUCCAAAAAAUUUUUUGGGCACUUUUGGAAUUUUAAAUAAAGGAAUGUUUGGAGCUACUGUUAUUUAUGCUAUUGUAGGAUUUUUGGGAUAUUGUGCUUAUAUAAACAAAACAGAAGCUUCUAUUACUCUUAAUUUUCCACCAGAAGAAAUACCAUCGCAGAUUGCAAAAAUAUUUAUUGGCCUAGCUGUCCUUGUUACUUUUGGUUUACAAUUUUACGUUGUCUUGGAUAUUGCUUGGAAUUCAAUGAAACAUCAUUUUGAAUCGAGACCAACUAUUGCAAAUUAUGUUUUAAGGACCAUUCUUGUUAUAUGUUCUGUUUUAUUGGCAAUUGUAGUGCCGACUAUUUCACCUUUUGUUGGAUUAAUAGGAGCCGUUUGUUUCACGAUAUUGGGUCUCUUGAUACCAGUUGCUAUUGAAAUGAUAACAUUUUGGGAUGAAGGUUUUGGUCCAUUUAAUUGGAUCAUUAUUAAAAAUAUUAUAAUUGUUAUUGUUGGUUUAAUAGCCGCAGUAUCAGGCGCUAAUGGUUCUCUCACACAAAUUUUUAGUAUAUAUGUAAAUUAAAAUUAUUAUUUUCAUCGUGUAAACAUUUAAAUAAUUUUUAUAUAUCGACAACUCAAUUGUUAAGGAGUGCACUGUUUUUUUUUACCCAGAGAACAAUUUUUUUCUAAAAUCGUUUAGUUAGUAUUUUCCUAAAGACUGUUAUUAUUAAAAAUCAUUUUAAAAAAACAAACUAUGUACAAAAAAAAAAAUAUGUAGAAUAAGUUAUUGAAUUUCAUUUGAAUAAAGGAAAAUUGUUUACAAUAAAAUUAAAA
Molecule: messenger RNA, 1793 nt
Organism: Leptopilina boulardi
Lineage: Eukaryota; Metazoa; Arthropoda; Insecta; Hymenoptera; Figitidae
Product: proton-coupled amino acid transporter-like protein pathetic
Exons: 7
Coding region: 184-1542 (452 amino acids)
Biological process (GO): amino acid transmembrane transport
Cellular component (GO): vacuolar membrane
Molecular function (GO): amino acid transmembrane transporter activity
Source: RefSeq, a predicted model, not a curated record